UCCAGUUUUCGAAACCAAAAUGGCGGCAUGACCUGCUACAUGUACUUGGAUUCCGCACAUUUUCUUUCAUUCCAUGAUUUCAUUUUUGAGGUAGGAUGCUGCGUUUUCGUUCAGCUAGGGAGUGGCGCGGGCCUUUCCGCGGCUACACGACUGCAGUGACGGGGAACAGAGCUGUUGACGACGCGUUAGAGAGGAUAACUAAAGGCCGGAUCGGCGGCUGGCUGGCGAGAUAUGAAGAGUUUGUGGGCAUCACGGAAGUCAAGGAGGCACAAGGGAAGGUCACACAGGCAGAAGAGAACUUCAUGACUGCCAGGAAACAGGUGAAGCAAGUCAAGGAGGCGGUGGAGUCUCUCCAACAGGACAUGAACACCUGUCGGGACAAGAUGGACCGUGUCCAGCGCGGCGAACCCCGCUACCUCGAGCUCGCUACGGAGGAACACAACCUCAUACAGGAGCUACAGAAGGCCAGGGCACAAUAUGGGCUACUGGAGGAUCAGGAGAGGGACAACUUUGCUCUGCUGCAGGCCGCUGUCCGGUCGAGCCACGAAAAGGAGCGUGCACGGACGGAGAGGACUAAGAACUGGUCCAUCAUUGGCUCGGUCACCGGCGCUAUCAUCGGAAUUAUCGGAUCCACAGCAGUCAACAGGAGUAGGAUGAAGGAACUCAGGUUGCUCAUAAUGGACACUAAGAACCAUGGUGGGAUAACACCCGACAUGGUCGAGAAAAUAUCAGCUACAGGAGAACACUACAAACAGAUCCAAGGGUCACUACAGGAAGUCAAAAGUCUUCUCAACAACUCAGAGACAGCAACAACAGCAACAACGGAUGUACCAAAGGGAGAUGUCAAACAUUUGGCUAAGUUGAUUCAAGAGCAAGACAAGAAACUUGAUGCAAGGAUACAGUCAAUUCACCUGGCAAUAAAAGAGGGAGAUGUGGCAAUAAGCAAACAGUUAGACAGGAUAGGGAAGCUAGUGGCUAGUAGAGGUACUGCAGGAGGUACUGCUGCGGUAGGGGUGUCUGAUGAGGUUCAGGAAUUGAUUGACGCCACACAGAAGAAACUGGAAUGGCAGAUCCGAAUCAACACCCUCUCCACGGUAGUGUUUGUCUACGCAGCCUUUGCUCUGACGCUACCCAUCCUGCAGAAUAUCUUUAGAGGCUCGUGAUUAGUCAGAAAUGCCACAGAAGCAUUGUAGUUGGUCUUUCACUGGCAUGUGCGUAAGAGAUGCAGUGCUUUUUUAGUGCUGUAGUACACGUAGGUCAGAGGUCUUAGCACACAUUUAAUGCAGUGCUUUUUAAGAAUAGUCAGAGGUAUUGUAGACCUGGCUAAAAAGUCAUUAUCUACAAGGGAACUGGAAGUUCCGAGCCUAAAGCAAAAACUCAACCCAUAAGACUGAUGAAAUUACAAGAACCAGAAGUGCAGUGUAGUUUUAUUGCAUUUGUCCUCAGACAUAGGAAUCAAGAAGGAUUUAGUUAUAGAAAAAUAAAGGUGUUAUUGUGUAUCAUGAUCCUUGCAAUCUAGUAUAUCUUCACAUAAUGAGCACUGUUGUAGAACUUGUAAAUGAAUGUUCAGUUACUACUGUACGUACUUCUCUUUUUUUUUUACCACAUUACAUCAGUUAAGUCACAAUUCAUAUCAAUGGGAACAGUCAUGAUUAUGUUUAUGAUUCCAAUCAUGUUGUUGCAAUAUAAAACAACUUU
Messenger RNA from Branchiostoma belcheri (Belcher's lancelet), 1698 nucleotides. RefSeq names its product coiled-coil domain-containing protein 51-like. Gene Ontology annotation, biological process: DNA recombination. NCBI's taxonomy places the organism in Eukaryota, Metazoa, Chordata, Leptocardii, Amphioxiformes, Branchiostomatidae. The transcript has 2 exons. The coding region runs from base 96 to 1163 and encodes 355 amino acids. Gene Ontology annotation, molecular function: DNA strand exchange activity. The record is from RefSeq and is a predicted model, not a curated record.